Oncorhynchus mykiss (rainbow trout) is the source of this 2477-nucleotide messenger RNA. RefSeq names its product beta-1,3-galactosyltransferase 2. Gene Ontology annotation, molecular function: N-acetyl-beta-D-glucosaminide beta-(1,3)-galactosyltransferase activity. The record is from RefSeq and is a predicted model, not a curated record. Lineage: Eukaryota; Metazoa; Chordata; Actinopteri; Salmoniformes; Salmonidae. Gene Ontology annotation, cellular component: Golgi membrane. Gene Ontology annotation, biological process: protein O-linked glycosylation.
CUGUAGAAUGAGAAAGCGAAUGCAAUGCAGCCUUAAUUAACCCUAGCUAGCUAGACUAUCUUCGUGAAGGGGGUAGCUGCAUCCCAAUAUGGCGACCGGUUGUGUCGAAAUAAGUGGGUGUAUGGAAAGCGAAUCGGUCCGAUUUGUUGGCACUCAAGACUGUUUUGCGUGGCAGAUGGACUAGUCAAUAACCCGGCGGUCAGUGCUCAAUCUUCUAGUUUUGUGCCUGCCGACUCAAAGUUCUUCGUACUGUGUAUAAAUUGAUGGUCGUGUCGCCGGUGCGGUGGUAACUACGUGGCCAUUUUCUCUCGCAUUACUUUAUUUCAAGUAGGUUAGAAGCCUACACAAUAAAUAACUAAUAUUUAUAACAAUCUAGACUGUAAUACAUAGUCUACUACGGCAACAACCGGAGCAGUGCCCUUUACUCCUGCUUGGAAAGUAACGGUAACGGAAUGGAAAGUACCUACCCAGAGUGAAAAUCGGGGGCACCAUCCUGGGUUCAUCCUGUGGUCACCUGCACCCGGUGCCAUUUCCCAGAUGCAAGAAUGAUUGGACACAAUAUGGGAUUGUUCUACUCCGCCAGGCUGUCUAUCUCGGGUCACACACACAUCACAUCACAUCUACGGAAUGCCAGCUGUAGAUAAAAACGUUGGCCUCUGCUGAAGACCGCAUGAACCUGGUUGAAACAUAUGGGCAGGUUUGACAACAGACCAACAAUUCAAAGUGACUUGAAUGUUACGGUUCAAUACAUGCACCACCUCCCGACUAAUUACUUGGUUCAUCAACAAUAUCGCACACAGCAUACGCCUGACCUGACCGAGUGUGUUACGACUGCCCACGUGAGGUGGUACACAGACACCAUGCAGUGGAGGAGGCGCCACUGCUACACGCAUGUCGCUGGCCUACUGUCUCUCCUCUCGCUCCUGAUCAUCCUGGGCCAUCAAGACUGGCUGCCGGGCCUCAGGGGGCCAACAUGGCAGAGGGAGCACCUAGUGGCUUACACCGAAAGAGGACUACACUCUACCAAAGAAAAAGGGAAUCACAGCUCAUCACAGAAUCUAUGGAGGGACGCACUGGUUCCCCCUUCGCCUCCGGAAAGAAAUGCCAACCUCAGUUCCCCUCAGGACUUCUCCUUUCCACAGGGGAUUACGGGACUGGAGAACUCAGUGGCGGCUAAUGCUAGCUUGAGUGGGGAAGUCGGGCUAAGGGGCCUGCUGACCUCAGAGCCAUACCCUUACAUCAUCAAUGAGCCCGACAAGUGCCGGGAGGGCAACCCAGAGCCCUUCCUGGUGCUGCUGAUAGCCACGGAGGCCAAUCAGGUGGAAGCCAGGGAGACCAUUCGGCAGACCUGGGGGAACGAGAGCAUGGUCCCGGGCCUAAGCUUUGUUAGGCUCUUCCUGUUAGGCGUAAAGGAGGGCAGGGUGGGCCGCCUGCAGCAGAGCAGCCUGGAGGCCGAGAGCCGGAGGCACCGUGACAUCAUCCAGCAGGAUUACAUGGACACUUACAACAACCUGACUAUAAAAACCCUGAUGGGCAUGCACUGGGUGUCCACGCACUGCCCGGGCACCAACUAUGUCAUGAAGACAGACAGUGACAUGUUUGUCAACACAGAGUAUCUCGUGCACAAGCUGCUCCAGCCAGAGAUGCACCCCAAACGGGACUAUAUUACGGGCUACCUGAUGAGGGGCUAUGCACCCAACAGGAACAAGAAUAGCAAGUGGUACAUGCCCUCCGAGCUGUACCCCAGUGAGGUGUACCCUACUUUCUGCUCAGGAACGGGCUAUGUGUUCUCAGGGGACCUGGCUGGAAAGAUAUACAGGGCCUCCCUGGGUAUCCGCAGGCUGCAUCUGGAGGACGUUUACGUGGGCAUCUGCCUGGCCAAGCUGAGGAUCGAACCCACGCCGCCGCCUAAUGAGUUCCUGUUCAACCACUGGCGGGUGUCCUACUCCAGCUGCAAGUAUAGCCACCUCAUAACCUCCCACCAGUUUCACCCCAACGAACUGCUCAAGUACUGGCACCACCUGCAGAGCAACAAGCACAACGCCUGCAUCAACACGUCCAAAGACAAGGUGGGCAGGUUUCAGAGGAAACUGCAGGGUGUACAGCCUAUUUGGUGACAGAGGGUUGAGUGUGAUGUUAGGUCAUUGCCUGUGCAGGAGUCACUGGGCAAGAGAUGAGUCAAGCAUGUUUUUGGACAAACUAAUGCUUGAAGACAAAAAAAAAUUUAAACUACAGUUUAUAUUCAAGUUUAAUACAUUCAUUGAUUGAAAUAAUAUAUGCAUUGGGGUACAGAGGAACACAUCACUUAUGUGAAAUGUGGGUGCUGUUUAUUAUGAGGAUAUAUCUUAAGACUAUUGGUGGACUGUCACCGUCUAGUAUCCAUUUUGUUCAACUUGAGUUUAAAUACUUUUCCUUUUAACCCCCUAAGGUUGAAUCGAAGAACCAUAAUAAAAAAAGAUCUGUAAGUUUCAGCUAGA